AUGAAGUUCACAAUACUUUCUUGUUUUGUAUUAGUUCUAGGUUUAUCAUUCUUGCAUAAAGUAAGUGGAAUCCAAUGCUACCAGUGUUCUACAAGUAGCGACCCACAAGGAUCUGAUAAUUGUGGUGCAUACGAAAAAUUCCACAAAGAUCGUCAUGUCUCGGUAGAAUGCACUAGUGAUGAAUCUCAUACGCCUGGCACAUUUUGUGUUAAAGUAACCAAACAAGGCCUCCGAGGAUUUAUAUGGGAUGGUCGUUGGAGAAAUGUGAUCCGCCGUUGUGGAUCGGUUUCUGAUACUGGUGUGACAGGAGUAUGCAACUGGGGAGUUGAAUGGAAUGGAGUUUAUUGGGAAGAAUGUUAUUGUUCGGAGGAUAACUGUAAUUCUUCCACCAACAUUACACCAUUAUCCGUCAUAACAACCACACUGUGUUCAUUAGUUACUAUGUACAUAUUAAGGGAUUGA
Molecule: messenger RNA, 462 nt
Organism: Macrosiphum euphorbiae (potato aphid)
Lineage: Eukaryota; Metazoa; Arthropoda; Insecta; Hemiptera; Aphididae
Source: the annotation of a GenBank genome assembly